This is a messenger RNA of Radiomyces spectabilis, 2069 nucleotides long. RefSeq lists its product as uncharacterized. Lineage: Eukaryota; Fungi; Mucoromycota; Mucoromycetes; Mucorales; Radiomycetaceae. The transcript has a single exon. Gene Ontology annotation, molecular function: protein binding. The record is from RefSeq and is a predicted model, not a curated record. The coding region runs from base 55 to 1929 and encodes 624 amino acids.
CUUUUCCGUUUUCUGUUUUUUUUCUUUAUUGCUUUCAUUUUCUGUUGUGUUGCGAUGACCAGCUUCAUACCCUGCCUUCUGGGCGGAAAGACCCUUACGGGUGUCCUUCCUCCAGAGAAGCAACCUAUUUCCAAGCCCUACUUGCCAUCGACCUCAUCCAACGGUCGUGAUCAGUCACUCCUUGAUAUUGAAUCUUGCAUCGACGAUCCCAGUCUGGCCCCAUUGGGACGUCACGUUACUGCGCGACAACGUAAAUCUCGUCAUUCCAAUGACCAAGGCGAGGUUCAUAUUCAAAAGGAAGUUCCAAAGAAAGAAGUUCGCACAGACGGUUCAUUGAUGCUUCGACGAAGGGGCCUGCGAACGGAAGAAUUGGCCCAACACUUGGACGCUCUGUUGCCACCCUUGGCUCCUUUUUUGCAAUCCGAUGCACGGUAUCAAGAUUUGGUCGAAUUGGAUAUUUCUCGCAAUCGUCUAACGUCUUUAUCGAGCAACAUCACCUUGUUGAGUCAACUGAAAAUUCUCAAUGCGUCCUCCAACUUGCUGACCAGUAUUCCCAAGGAGUUGUAUCAGCUCACCCAGUUGGAAGUCCUCAUUCUGAACCAAAACCAGUUGACGUCAAUUCCAGAAGAAAUGCCAAUGCAACUACCUCAAUUAGUUACGCUGCGCGUAGCUGCCAAUCAUAUCCAAUCGUUACCAUCAAAUAUCCGAUUAUGGCGCAAAAUGCGACAUUUACAAUUAGGCUCGGUGUAUGGUGGCAAUCGACUUAGUUCGUUACCCGAUGGCAUCGUCGACAUGUCUGCAUUGGAAGAUUUGGAUGUUUCCCACAACCAAUUGCUGAACCUUCCCUACAAUAUGUUUAUACCCCAUCUGAUCCACCUGAAUGUCAGCAACAAUCAACUCGACGCUAUACCCAAAUCGAUCGCCCAAUGUCAUAUGUUGAGAACUUUGAACGUUUCUAAAAAUCAUCUGACGACAUUACCAGCUGAUCUCGUCGAAUUACGCCGACUGGAAUUGUUCGAUAUCAGUGAAAAUCUUUUAUGCAUCAUGCCAGCUGACAUUCUGGAACGGAUGCGGACCACUUUACUCAUCACCGGCAAUCCUCUGACUCGACCUGGUCACUGCGAUCUGGGGAGUGCCGAUGCUUAUGCACGCAUCCUGAGACAGAUGACCCAGCGUGCAGUUCCUAUGGUACCCUCGUCGGGUUCCUACCGUGAUCGAUGCGGACCGCAAGGCAUGGGAUGUCUCAACGCAGACGAAGUCCCGUCACCGGAAUCGACCACGCCAACUACCUCCCCUGUUUCUACUUCACCUUCCUCCUCGUCUCCUCCCCCACACCAUCUGGCCGUGGUACGACGUCACUGCGAAGACGAUGAUGCCGCCAUUGAUCGUGAACUGUCGUUUCAUGCACGUCAAUUAAACAUUCGUGGAGCGCGACCGAAUGAUGGGCCUCACUUGGCUGGGACCGUGUCCGUCGACCAUCCAGUCUUGGAGGCCCAAUGCGUACUGUUGAAUGAAUCAACGCAAUUAUCUGGCUCUGCCAACCUUAUCCAUUCCCUGCGAGAAUUGGCAACCCGUGUUAUUCUUCGGCGAAAUAUGAAGGUCCCGUUUGACUGGUUACCGGCGCAUUUAGCAGAAGAUCUUUCCAAGAACUGUCGCAUUUGUGCAGCCUGUCAAGGGGCAUUUGUGAAUGAAUGGGUGGCUUCCGUUCAAGUGAAGAGCUACAAAGGCCAUCCGGCCGUUGUACGUCGAGUCCGAUUCUGCUCAACCCGAUGCUGGAUGACGUGCCUGGAACAAUCAAAAGAACCGACGGCCAAAACGGUUGUUUGUGUCCGUGGCUCGGCUACCUAUAUCAAUCAUGAAGAUACACCCGGCGAUGCAAUGCAACAAAUUCAAGCAGCGGUAGCGGCGGCCACUGCAGAAGCUCCGUGAACCCACUCCCCCCAAAUCCGUUGCACUAUACCCCCGUCUUCCCUCUCUACUGUAUAUAAUUCAUUUUUGACGUUUUCCUGUUAUACCAUUUCAGAUCACCCACGCUACACCUUGCUUUCAUCUUGCUUGAUAAACUGGAC